AUGGAAGACUUACAGUCAAUCUCAGCCGUUGAAUAAACUACUUUCUGUGUGGAAAUGAUGAAACGACUCAACAUUCAGCGAAAACAAGAUUAUUUGUCCGACAUCACUUUGGUUUCGAGAGACAACAUAGAAUUUAAGGCUCAUAGAAAUGUGCUUUCCACCGCAAGUCCUCCGUACUUUGACAAACUUCUUCAGAGCAACAUGAAAGAGAAUCGAGAAGGUAUUGUUCGAUUUGAGGAGAUCUCAGGAUCUGUUGUGGAAGAUGUUUUGGAAUUCAUCUACACUGGAACUGUGGAUGUGACUCAAGAGAAUGCCGAGGAACUGAUCGCCGCAGGGAAUUAUCUGAUCAUUCCGGGCUUGAAAACAGCUAGCGGACGGUUUUUGGAACGAGAAAUGUCGAACAUAAACUGUAUUUCAACCUUUUACCUUGCUGAGAAAUAUGAGUGUGACGAGCUUAUCACCAACAGCGGGCGUUUUAUUCACGAAAACAUCGUUACCGUGGCAAAGCUAGAUGAAUUUUUGCUCUUGGAUGCUAAAGAGAUCGAGAGGUGGAUUUCGUCCGACGAGAUUACAGUCAAGGAGGAAGCUGAUGUUUUUAAAAUCACAUUAGACUGGGUAAACCACAGAAAGAGUGAGCGAAAAAGUGCAUUUGAAGAACUGUUUGGUCAUGUUCGACUCGGUUUUCUGUCGCAUGACUCUCUGGAGGAUGUCGUGACAAACGAACUGGUGCGUGAGAAUUCGGCUUGUGUGAAGCUGGUCAUGGAUGCUGCCAUGAAGAUGGCUACCUUUGUUGAUGAAGAUCAUCUCCCGCAGUCACCAAGGAAAGGACAGGAAACACGUGUUAUUGUAGCACGUGGUGGCAAGUACACUUUUUGUUAUAUUCCUGAAGAAGACCUGUGGAGGCGUUUACCAGAUGGUCUGAAGGACAAAAAAGCUAGUUCAAAUCAGAUGAUAAAAUUCCGUGAUCAGUUGUUCUGCUUCGGCAGAUAUGAAGAUACAGAGAGAUACGAUCCUACUUUUAACGUUUGGUCCGAGCUAAACUUGUACAGGAAUUCAACAAAGUUGGUCGUUCUUAAAGGAGAAAUUUAUGCUGUUAAAGUUGAAAGCAGGAAUACUAUUAUGGAGAAGUACAAUGCGAAACGAUACAAUGUGGAGCUUUGUACAUGGCAAACAGUUGUGGAAUCUCCCCAAGGCUGCAGGAACAGUUGCUGCGUUAUUGCAGGUGGCAGUUAUCUGUAUCUUUUAGGUGGAUCGGUCCCUGGCAAUGCUAGUUAUGUCUCUAAAGCUGAGAGAUUCAACAUUGCGGAAACCCAUUGGGAGGAAAUCGCUGAUAUGCAACAAGGAAGAGGUGGUGCCUUUGGAGUGGCAAGUGAAGGAAAGAUUUUUGUCGCUGGAGGCUUAAACGAAAAGAACAAGGUGACAAAAAAAUGCGAGAUGUACAAUGUCUCUACCAACGAAUGGCACUUCAUUGGAAGCUUAAACACUUGGCGUGUGUAUGGCAGCAUGGUAUGUCUGAGUGGAACAUGCUAUGUACUGGGUGGCACCAAGAAUAAUAGGGAUAGAUUACUAUCAGUUGAAUGUUACGACUCUACAGAAGACAAGUGGAUUGAGAAGAUAUCCAUACCAGUCGAAAGGUACUCAACUGAAAAUAAGGACACAUUCACUGGAUGUGUAAUGAAGCUCUCUAAAGGAGUACUUGCAAAAUCUGACUCUAUCAAGGAAAAGCCCAUCGGCUCUUUAUUUGGCGAGCCGGGCACCACGUCAUCUCGCCACGGCACCUUGAAAAAUUUCCCCUCAGCCCCUACCACUGGCUUCAGCUUUGCCACCCCCUUGGGCCUUAGCGCCCCCACGGGCACUAGCGCCUUCAACUUUGGCAGCAUUCAGUCAAACCAGCAUGCCGCGGCUCCUGUUCCUGUAUUUGAGUUGUCUGAUGAUGAUGACUGACUGACUAAGCUUCGAUACAAUCCCCUUUAAUUUGCUUCAAGGAGACAGUUAAAAGUUUUUCUUGCGAGUGUUCAAACUUAAGAAAUGUUCAAACUGUUUCGUAGUCAGUGGACAAGGGACAAAACAAUAAGACAUCUUACACGUCAUGGUCACGUGAUAUCCCGUGUGUGAUUUCACUACAGUUGUUCGACAGUAAAACAUAAUCUUGCAUGUUAAAAAAAUAUAGUCUUGUAUAAGUAGCACACAGAUUUACUAAUAACAAGAUUCUUCAAUAAAUGUAAAGGAGGAUGCGCAAUGCAGAAAGCCGCUACAAGUUCAAUUUCAUUGUUGCUCAUAGUUAUAAUUUUCUUCUUGAUUGUUCCAUAUCACCAUGAAACUUCAGAUUCCAAUGACCUUUUAUACUUUUUAUAGUUUGGAGACUCGGCGAUGUAAUUUUCGAUCUUUAAGUCCUCAUUAACUCAAGAGAUUUCUUUAAAAAAACAAUCAGUUUUCUGUAAAUUAUUUAUAUUGUAUAGACAAGACACAUUCAUUUGAAGGACGACGCGUAUUUUCGUUUUAUAACGAGCAAAUGCAAGAGGAAUGAUAAUUUUUUACGAUUAAUUAAUAAGCCUUAGAUGAUUUUUGUGUUAUAAGACAGUAAUUAGUGAGUAAGCUGUUCCACAAUGAAAACAAAGGGUGUUACUUUCAA
Pocillopora damicornis (cauliflower coral) is the source of this 2632-nucleotide messenger RNA. Its product is annotated as kelch-like protein 25. Gene Ontology annotation, molecular function: protein binding. NCBI's taxonomy places the organism in Eukaryota, Metazoa, Cnidaria, Anthozoa, Scleractinia, Pocilloporidae. The record is from RefSeq and is a predicted model, not a curated record.